This is a messenger RNA of Musa acuminata AAA Group (dessert banana), 1239 nucleotides long. RefSeq names its product probable F-box protein At4g22030. NCBI's taxonomy places the organism in Eukaryota, Viridiplantae, Streptophyta, Magnoliopsida, Zingiberales, Musaceae. The coding region runs from base 1 to 1239 and encodes 412 amino acids. The transcript has a single exon. The record is from RefSeq and is a predicted model, not a curated record.
AUGGCGGCUCUUCGAGUCCAGAUUUUGCGGUCGUGUUCAUCAUCUCGUCCGAGAUUUCAUGCUAGCCUUUAUCGCUCCGCCAAUUUCAGAACGAGAAGCAUCUACCUUCGGAAGCUAACGAACAAGAUCGCAACCGAGGACCUCAAGCUGAAGCAAGAGAACGCGGCCACCGAGGGUAACGAGGACCAAGAGUUGGUGGUCGCCAAGCUUGUUGCCAUAGCCGAGGCUGUCGCUGACAGAGCCAACAUGCACGCGAUCAUCGGAGCACAGAGGAACAACUGGAAUCACCUCCUCACCAACUCCAUCAACUCCAUCACCCUCGUCGGCUCGCUCAUGGCGGGAGUCUCAUCGAUGCAGGCUGGAGGUGCAACGCCGCAGCUGCUGCCGCUGAAGAUAGCGUCCGUUCUACUGUUCGGCACGGCGACCGGAAUGAUGCUGAUCGUCAACAAGAUUCAGCCUUCCCAGCUGGCCGAGGAACAAAGAAAAGCAACGUGGAUGUGGAAACAACUCGAGAGAUCGAUCCACGACGCUCUCUCCCUGCGAGCUCCCACCGAGUCGGACGUCGACGACGCCAUGGACAAGGUGCUCGCUCUCGAGAAGGCGUAUCCCCUCCCUCUGCUCCCCGGAAUGCUCGACAAGUUCCCGGACAAGGUGGAGCCCACACGUUGGUGGCCGAAGCUCCGACAGAGGCAGACGGAAGCGCAGCGCGGACGCACGAACGGAGCAGAGAGGAAUGGUUGGAGCGAAGAACUGGAAGAAGAGAUGGCGGGCCUUCUCAAGGUUCUGAAGCUGAAAGACGAGAAACAAUAUGUGACGGUGGGGAAGGCGGCCUUGAACAUCAACAGGGCUUUAGCUACCGCAGGACCGAUAUUUGCCGGCCUCGCUACCAUCGGAUCUGGAUCGAUAGGCGCUUCGGCUCUGGGGCCGCUGCCGGCGCUGCUUGCGGUGGCGGGAGGGUCGCUGGCGGCUGUGGCGAACACGUUGGAGCAUGCGGGGCAGGUGGGGAUGGUGUUCGAGCUGUUCCGGAACAAUGCCGGCUUCUACAGGUGGCUGCAAGAGGAAAUCGAGUUGAAUCUGGGGGAGGAAGAUGUGGAGAAGAGGGAGAACGGGGAGCUGUUCAAGUUGAAGCUGGCUUUGCAGCUCGGAAGGAGCCUCGCCGAGUUCAGAGACUUUGUGCCGUAUGCUACUGCUUCAUGUAAAGAUGAAGAUAUCAAGGUGUGUGCCGGGAAGCUGUUCUAA